AAUCAUCUUACAUCGUAAAACCCUAGUAAAACCUUGUGAAUUUGGAAAUGGCGUUCAACUCAAUUCUUCGCAAGUCGGGCUCUUUUGUGAGGGCUCUUCCUGUCGCGGGUCAAUUGGUGAGAAAGAACCACCCCGGUCAUCGUACCGCGCUGUUCAGCGCCAUCAACCAGCACAAGGAUUCGUUGGUUCCGAGGUUUCACUUUUCUUCUGUGGCUUAUAAGAAGAAACCCACCUCCGAUGAGAACCUCCUCCGAGUCAUCGAAUCCGAGAUUGAAUGCGCUCAGCAGACCGACGAUCAAGACGCAGUUGAAGAGGUUCCGACUAAUUUUCCAUUCAAGAUAAUUGAUAGUCCAGGGCAACAGACUAUAGCACUUGAAAGAACGUACCAAGGUGAAGAAAUUAAGGUAGAGGUUCACAUGCCUGAUUUGGUCACUGGGGAAGAGAAUGAUGAGGAUAAAAACAGUGAUGAGGGUGAGAGUGCAUCUCAGUCAAGCAUUCCACUUUCAGUGAGUGUUUCUAAGAAGGGUGGACCCUUUCUAGAGUUCAGUUGUGUGGCUUACCCUGAUGAGAUUGUUAUUGACAGUUUGUCUGUUAAGAAUCCUGAGCUUGCUGAGGAUCAAAUUGCAUACGAGGGACCAGACUUCCAGGAUUUGGAUGAGAACCUACAGAAGUCUUUCCACAGGUAUUUAGAAAUUAGAGGGAUCAAACCCAGCACAACCAAUUUCUUGCAUGAGUACAUGAUCAACAAGGACAGCAGGGAGUACAUCGUGUGGCUGAAAAAGCUCAAGAGCUUCAUUCAAGCAUGAGCUUUCGUGUCUAUGUGCUUAUAGCCGUCAAUUGAAGAAAGAGUGGACGCGAUACCGAGUUUUGGUCUGAUCACUUGCGUACCCGUGCGAAGGGAAAGAUAAUAAGAUAUUUUAUCAUUGUGGUUUAGUAGUAGUUCCUAUCGAAGGUAGAUUAUAUAUGAAAAUGCUUGGUUAAUUUAUUUAUCUAUCCCCGGGGUUGUUUGAUUGAAAAACUUUUCGAUGGCUUACGUGCUUGACAUUUGGCUAAGUGAUGCCAAAAUUCCUCGAAUGCAUUUUUAUUUGAUUCUUGUUGUGGGAGCAGUAAACUACCAAAUUUACUAUCUAUUAACAUACUUACAUGUGUAAGAGAGAUUAUAAAAGGUAUAAUAAAUUUUACCUUU
Messenger RNA from Abrus precatorius (Indian licorice), 1186 nucleotides. RefSeq lists its product as uncharacterized. NCBI's taxonomy places the organism in Eukaryota, Viridiplantae, Streptophyta, Magnoliopsida, Fabales, Fabaceae. Gene Ontology annotation, cellular component: mitochondrial matrix. Bases 48 to 806 code for a protein of 252 amino acids. The record is from RefSeq and is a predicted model, not a curated record. The transcript has 3 exons.